ACUUCUUGUGAUCUUCUCCCUCACACAGUCACACUCACACUCUUCUCUCUCUAAAAUGGCGCCACGCCGAGGCCCCAAAUCCGGGAAACCCUCGCCGGCGGGGUCAUGGGCCAUGAGCGGGGCGAAGCCACCCACCAACGUGGACUCCGCGACGGCGGCCGACGUGUGGCGCGGGUGCUGCAACCCGGACGGAGACACGGAGCAUCUGCGUACGUACAUCCGCACCGAGCUCCUCCCCGCCUUUCCCGCCGUCGAGGCCGCGCGGUUCGCCUCCCUCCCCGCCCGCGACGGCGUCGACCGCAUCAGCCUCCUCCCCGACGCGCUCCUGCGCAACAUCGUCUCCCGCCUCUUCGUCACGGAGGCCGCCGCCACCGCCCUCCUCGCCUCGCGCUGGCGCCGGGUCUGGCUCUCCGCGCCUCUCGUCCUCAGCGACGCCUACAUCAGCCCCAGCGGCGGCUCGCCGCCCAUCACCGACUCCGUCUCCUACAUCCUCGAAGCGCACCCGGGGCCCUUCCGCUGCGUCCACCUCGUCUCCAGCAAGAUGGGCGCGCGCCAGGCUCAGCUCGCCCGCUGGCUCGACCUCCUCGCCGCCAAGGGCGUCCAGGAGCUCGUGCUCCUCAACCGCCCGCUGCCGCUCGAUGUGCCCCUCCCUGCCACGCUCUUCAGCGUCACCACCCUCACCCGCCUCUACAUCGGCCUCUGGAAGUUCCCGGACGUGGCCAGGAUACCGCGCGGCACCUCCUUCCCCUAUCUCCGUGAGCUCGGCAUCUGCAGCGUCGUCAUGGAGGACGGAGACAUCGAGUCCUUCGUCGCCAGAAGCCCUGUCCUGGAGGUCCUCAGCAUCCAGGGAAACAACAAGGGGCUGCGCCUUCGCAUCGUCAGCCAGAGCAUCCGGUGCGUGCAAAUUUGCGGCUCCGUUCUGGAGAGCAUCACCGUAGUGAAGGCUCCACUUCUUGACAGACUCAUCCUGGAGGGACCUCGGGGCAACACUGGUGGCUUCAGCACCAGAGUCCUGAUUGGUGAUGCCCCCAAGCUCCACGCUUUGGGAAUCUUGGAGCCAGGAAACCACAUUCUAGAGACCCGAGACGUCGUGGCUGGGAUAAAACCAACCUCACGCACCAUGGUCACGACUGUCAAGACCCUGAGUUUGAAGGUGCGUUUCGGAAACCACAAUGACGUCAAGAUGCUGCCCACCUUCCUCAGAUGUUUUCCCAAUCUGGAGAAACUCCACAUUACAUCUGGAAAAUGUGAUUUUGAAGCUGGCAGUACCAGGCUCAACCUCAAGUUCUGGGAGUUGGCUAAACCCACCGAAAAUGUCAAGUCGUGCAUUAAGGUGUUGUCUUUCCGUGAAUUCCGGGGGGAGAUAGGUGAGGUUGCUUUCAUCAAGUUCUUCUUCCGGAAUGCGAGGGUCCUUGAGAAUGCAUCGAUUGGUAUGGCCAAUCCAAGCGUCACACCAUUUUGUACCAAAGAGGCAUUUUCCAAAGCGUCAAAAGCUUAUAAGGCGUCCAGUAAAUCUGAGAUCAAUAUGGUGAUUCUUGGUAGCACAGGUCCUGAAGGAGGCAACCUCUGGAGCUUUAAGACGGGAGCCGAUUACACUUUUGAUGACCCUUUCUCAGCAGUGGAGAUGCACGUCACUAAAGAUGAAGAGUAAAUCCUGCAAUAUCCACGUGGCACCGUGGAAGUUUUUUGGAUGUCAAUGACAAAAUAUGUUGUAUCUGAACUAGAAAUCCUGCAAUAUCUGCUUCGCUUGCUACCGAUGUCCUGACUUUUGGGGUAUUGCAUUGCAUACUUUGUGUUAAA
Lolium perenne is the source of this 1800-nucleotide messenger RNA. Its product is annotated as F-box/FBD/LRR-repeat protein At1g13570. The record is from RefSeq and is a predicted model, not a curated record. Lineage: Eukaryota; Viridiplantae; Streptophyta; Magnoliopsida; Poales; Poaceae. Gene Ontology annotation, molecular function: protein binding.